AUUGUUUGCGGAGUCCUGCGGCUCUUAACGAGCGCUUCACAGACGGGAAGGAGAACAAGUAGGCGGUGUAUGAUUCUGCCCUGUGCUGGGGCGAGUGAGCUGAGCUCUUUGAUUUCUCCCAAGUAACCGUGUGGGUGAACUGUAAACUGGGUGCCUGGCUUGACCCUGAAUCUUUUUCUCUAGGGUGAGGAGUUCCUUCUUUCUGCAACCGACAGCUGGCUUUCUGCCCUGGUGGGGAAAGAUGCCCAGGAGUGGAGUAGGAUUACAAUUUGGAGUGCUAGGGACACACCAAAGAGUCGGAGUGCCUUGGCUUUGUGUUUUGCAAAGUCCUGACAAGUGCUCCUGAAAUGAACACCCUGUUUCGUUUUUUAAAUUAUACUUUUAUUUAUUUAUUAUUUUUUGGCCGUGGAUAUCGCUGAUCUAGAAACGGAGUCCACAAUGUGGCUAGGGUAAAACAUUUUUCUUUUCUUUCUUAAUCCCUCCUUUUCCCUUUCUUUUUAAUCGGGUGACACAGAAGCCGUCUUUUUGGAUAAUGCCGUGCCUGACUGUCAGCGUUGUCUAAGAGGGAAACAGCAGGCGUGUGGAGAGGACCUGGGCCAAUGCAAAAAACCCAGCUUUUUGUUUGCUGGUCUGUUCUUUGUCUCUAGUUGAUUUUGAAAAGAAGAUGAAAAAGGAAGGCUCUUCAGGUUCCUUCAGACUGAAGCCGAAUGCAGGUUCUCUCUCACGUGCUGUGAGUUGGAUAAAUUUCUCCUCCUUGUCCAGGCAGACAAAGAGGCUGUUUCGCAGUGAUGGAGAGCUCUCGGUUUGUGGGCAGCAGGUGGAAGUGGAUGACGAAAACUGGAUAUACAGAGCCCAGCCCAGAAAAGCGGUUUCCAACCUAGAUGAGGAGAGCCGAUGGACAGUCCACUACAGUGCCCCAUGGCACCAGCAGGAGAAUGUGUUCCUUCCCACCACAAGACCCCCCUGCGUUGAGGACCUGCACCGCCAAGCCAAACUCAAUCUAAAAUCAGUAUUGAGGGAAUGUGAUAAGUUGCGGCAUGAUGGCUACCGCAGUUCUCAGUACUACUCUCAGGGACCCACCUUUGCGGCCAACGCCAGCCCGCUCUGUGAUGAUUACCAAGACGAAGAUGAAGAAGCAGAUCAAAAGUGUUCUCUCUCUUCAUCAGAAGAAGAAAGAUUUAUUUCCAUCAGGAGACCUAGAACACCAACCUCAAGUGACUUCUCCGACCUUAAUACUCAGACGAACUGGACCAAGUCGCUUCCACUGCCAACACCAGAAGAGAAGAUGCGACAGCAAGCCCAAACAGUCCAGGCUGAUGUGGUGCCUAUUAACAUAACUGCAUCAGGCACUGGCCAAGAUGAUAUCGAUGGUCACUCAGUGCACACCCCCGAUCACUACUCUGCGCUAGGAAGGUUCAAUAGCUAUCGGUCUGCUGGGCAGCGCUCAGAAACCAGGGACUCCAGCUGUCAGACGGAGGAUAUGAAGGUCGUACCACCUUCCAUGAGGAGAAUCAGGGCACAGAAGGGGCAAGGCAUUGCUGCCCAGAUGGGCCACUUCUCAGGUUCUUCUGGCAACAUGUCUGUGCUGAGCGAUUCUGCGGGGAUCGUAUUCCCUUCCCGCCUCAACAAUGAUGCUGGCUUCCAUAGUCUUCCGCGUUCUGGAGCGAGGGCAAACAUUCAGUCUCUUGAGCCGAGGCUGGGUGCCCUGGGACCUGCAGGAGACAUGGAUGGCACAUUCCUCUACCAGGGAGGUCACCCACAAGCAGAUGAAAACUUAGGCCAUUUAGGAGGUGCCUCAGAGACUGGAACACUUUUGAGACCCAAAUCCCAAGAGCUGAGACACUUUGAGAGUGAAAAUGUAAUGAGCCCAGCAUGUGUGGUUUCUCCUCAUGCAGCCUACUCCACCAGCAUCAUCCCAAAUGCCACACUGUCUUCCUCUUCCGAGGUCAUCGCUAUUCACACUGCUCAGAGUGCAGGGCAGCGGGAAAGUAGAAGUUCUGGCUCAUCACAUGCAAGGAUAAAACCCAGAGACCACCUCAUCUCCAGGCAUGCUGUGAAAGAUGAUCAUCAGUCUCCUGGUCGCCACUGGAAUGAGGGUCACACCACCAUUCUUUCACAGGCCUUAGACCCUCAUUCCCCUGGUGCACCCACACUGUUGUCCCUCUGUGACUCGGCAGUCUCUCUAAAUGCUCCAGCAAAUAGGGAGAAUGCGUCCCAAGCCAUGCCGUAUAAUUGUAGAAACAACCCAGCCUUCCCAGCCCACUCCCAAGAUGUGGAUGGCAAGAGUGAAUCUAGUUAUUCAGGGGGUGGAGGGCACAGCAGCUCGGAGCCCUGGGAAUACAAGUCCUCAGGUAAUGGAAGGGCAUCCCCCCUAAAGCCACAUUUAGCAACUCCUGGCUACUCCACUCCCACAAGUAACAUGAGCAGCUGCAGUUUGGACCAAACAUCCAACAAAGAGGAUGCUGGGUCGCUGUAUUCCGAGGACCACGAUGGCUACUGCACAUCUGUGCACACUGACUCUGGACAUGGAUCUGGGAAUCUGUGCAAUAGCGGUGAUGGCUUUGGGAACCCCAGGCACAGCGUGGUCAAUGUUUUUGAUGGAAGAGCUCAGAAAAACCAAGGGGACCGGUCCAAUUACCAGGAUAAAUCCCUAUCGAGAAACAUCUCUUUGAAGAAAGCAAAGAAGCCUCCCCUGCCACCCUCCCGGACAGACUCCCUCCGCAGGAUUCCCAAGAAGAGUGGCCAGUCCAAUGGGCAGGUGCUCAACGAGAGCCUGAUCGCCACACUCCAGCACUCGCUGCAGCUAAGCCUUCCAGGCAAGGGUGGCAGCUCGCCCUCCCAGAGCCCCUGCAGUGACUUGGAAGAGCCCUGGCUGCCCCGCUCCCGGAGCCACAGCACGGUCAGUGCUGGCAGCAGCAUGACUUCCGCCACCACCCCCAAUGUCUACUCCCUGUGUGGGGCCACACCAUCGCAGAGUGACACGAGCAGUGUCAAGUCAGAGUACACGGACCCCUGGGGUUACUACAUUGACUACACGGGCAUGCAGGAAGAUCUGGGGAACCCAGCAGGGGGCUGUUCAACCAGCAGCGGGGUGCCCACUGGGAACGGGCCAGUCCGCCAUGUCCAAGAAGGGUCCAGAGCCACAAUGCCUCAAGUGCCCAGUGGUUCAGUCAAACCAAAGAUCAUGUCACCAGAGAAGUCACACAGAGUCAUUUCUCCAUCCAGUGGGUAUUCCAGCCAGUCGAAUACACCCACAGCACUCACCCCUGUGCCUGUGUUUUUAAAAUCAAUGUCACCAGCAAAUGGGAAGGGGAAGCCCAAGCCCAGGGUACCAGAAAGGAAGUCCUCUCUGAUAUCUUCAGUAUCCAUUUCCUCGUCGUCUACUUCUCUUUCCUCUAAUACUUCUACUGAAGGAAGUGGCACUAUGAAGAAACUGGAUCCAGCCGUGGGCUCUCCCCUGGCUCCUCCUCCUCCUGUGCCCUCUCCUCCAUCCCCUUGUCCUGCAGACAGGUCUCCUUUCCUUCCUCCCCCACCUCCCAUCACAGAUUGCUCCCAGGGCUCUCCUCUGCCUCACUCUCCUGUGUUCCCCCCUCCGCCGCCAGAAGCUCUCACUCCUUUCUGCUCCCCACCUGAUUGGUGCCUUUCUCCCCCGCCCACUGCACUGAGCCCCCUUCUUCCAGAUUCACCUGUGUCCUUGCCAUUGCCCCCACCUCUCUUACCUUCCUCGGAGCCCCCACCCGCCCCACCUCUUGACCCCAAAUUCAUGAAAGACGCCAGGCCGCCUUUCACAAAUUCUGGCCAGCCAGAAUCCUCCCGGGGAUCCUUGAGGCCGCCUUCUACCAAGGAGGAGACCAGCAGGCCCCCCAUGCCCCUGAUAACCACGGAAGCAUUGCAGAUGGUGCAGUUGAGGCCGGUGAGAAAGAACUCAGGCACCGAGGCAGCACUGUUGUCUGAACGAACAGCUCAGGAACAACGAACUCCAAUUGCUCCACAGUACCACUUAAAGCCAUCUGCUUUCCUGAAAUCCCGAAAUAGCACAAAUGAAAUGGAGAGUGAAAGCCAGCCUGCCUCUGUGACAAGCUCGCUUCCAACGCCUGCCAAGAGCUCGAGUCAGGGUGACCAUGGCAGUGCGGCCGAGCGCGGCAGCCCUGUGAGCCGCAGCCCUGGAGCUUUGAGCGCUGGGGAGGCAGAGGCUCGGCCCAGUCCCAGCACCACCCCACUCCCAGACUCUUCACCUAGCAGGAAGCCACCCCCCAUUUCCAAGAAGCCCAAACUGUUCCUGGUGGUACCACCUCCGCAGAAAGAUUUUGCAGUGGAGCCCGCAGAGAACGUGAGCGAAGCCCUUCGAGCCGCGCCCAGCCCCACGAGGGGAGAGGAGGGCUCUGUGCACAGCAGAGAGGCAAAAGAGAGUUCUACAGCCCAAGCUGGCUCUCAUGCCACGCACCCUGGCACCUCGGUUCUUGAGGGAGGAGCUGCAGGAUCCGUGUCUCCCGGCAGAGUGGAAGCCAAUGUCCCCAUGGUUCAGCCCGAUGUCUCACCAGCCCCCAAGCAGGAGGAGCCAGCUGAGAACAGUGCGGAUGCUGGGGGCGAUAGGGAGAGCUGCCUAUCUCAACAGGACGGAGCAGCUGGGGUGCCGGAGACCACCGCAGCCAGUUCAUCCUCAGAGGCCUGUGACUUCCUCAAGGAAGACGGGAGUGAUGAGGUGAUGACCCCCAGUCGACCCAGGACCACAGAAGACCUUUUUGCAGCUAUUCACAGAUCCAAAAGGAAAGUCCUCGGCCGUAGAGAUUCAGAUGAUGACCACUCCCGAAACCAUUCUCCCUCCCCGCCCGUGACACCCACCGGCGCUGCCCCGAGCCUGGCCUCUCCAAAGCAAGUGGGAUCGAUUCAGAGAAGCAUCCGAAAGAGCAGCACCAGCAGUGACAACUUCAAAGCUCUGCUGCUAAAAAAGGGCAGUCGUUCAGACACCAGUGCCCGCAUGUCUGCAGCAGAGAUGCUCAAGAACACAGACCCUAGAUUCCAGAGGUCAAGGUCAGAACCUUCACCAGAUGCUCCCGAGAGCCCGUCAAGCUUUUCCCCAAGCAAAAACAGAAGGGCACAGGAGGAGUGGGCCAGGAAUGAAGGCUUGAUGCCUCGGAGUCUGUCCUUUUCCGGCCCCAGGUACGGCCGCAGCCGAACACCGCCUUGUGCCGCCAGCAGCAGGUACAGCAUGCGGAACCGGAUCCAGAGCAGUCCCAUGACCGUCAUCUCGGAGGGAGAAGGGGAGGCCGUGGAGCCUGUGGACAGCAUAGGCCGCGGGGCUCUGGGCGCUGCGGAGGGAUGUUCCCUGGACGGACUGGCGAGGGAGGAGAUGGACGAGGGCAGCCUGCUCUGUGGGGAGGGGCCUGCCGCCUCUCUGCAGCCCCAGGCCCCCGGCCCCGUGGAUGGGACAGCCAGUGCAGAGGGCAGAGAGCCCUCCCCGCAGUGUGGCGGUUCUCUGAGUGAGGAGAGUUAGGGCCAAGAACAUAACUCUCCCAGGUGACACGGGGGGAGAUGAGCGAUGCAGCACUCUAGGAAGCCUGCUAGGCGCCCUUCCCUGGCUCACCUGGGGAUCCCACGCUGUUUCUGUGCUGUGGGCCCGGGGUUGCCAGCCCUGCAGUGUGAGUGAAGGGUUAUUUAGGACUCACUUGGCACUUGCCCUGUGGCUUAAGAACAAGUAGAAGCUUAAACUUCUGAAAGUGCUUCCUGGGGAAGAUUUUUUUUUUUUUUUUUUUUUUUUUUUUUUUGCUAAAUGCUGGGUGUGUGUGUGCAUUUUCAACACAUUUUAAUUUUUAAAAAAUACAUGUAUACACAAACAACAUGUACAGAAAUAGAAGAAAGCAAGCCAGAGUUAAGCUUGAUGGAGUAACGGAGUUACUCUGGACUAGAUGGUAAUUGCUUUCAGAGCAUUAGGUUUAUGGAAAUCAGCGAGUUCCGUAAGAAAGGAGAAGAUGUUACUUCUAAGAAAGAGGCAGUAGAGUUGCUGGAUCUUAAUGCACAGAACACACAGAUAUAUGCACACGUGUGCUGCUGAGGUGAGGCAGGUCUGGUGAACACAGAGGCUGGGAAGGGGCUAAGUGACUAAUUGGUUCAGGUACUUUUUUCUAGGGGAGGUAGACUUUGCUUCUUUUUUGUAAAAAUGACAAACAUGUAGAAGUGGCAACGCUGUAACCUGGUGCCUGCUGCUGUGCAGCCACAUACACACGAUUGUAGCCUGAUUUUUAGAAGUGUGGGUAAUUUUUUAAUGAAUUUCCUCCUUGAGUAGCAGCUGAGGUCAUUGACAACUGAAGUGACGGUGUGGACAUACAGCGAGGGGAAGGGCUUUUAGAGGAGUAAGUGAUACACUGCUGGAAUUUGUUUUCUGCCUAUGAAAUAAAAUUAUUUUUCAGAAUUAAAUUUGAAAACUUGCACUACAGAACUAUGGGUGGGGCUUUUCCUUUAACAACAGUUUUGUUGUUGUUUUUAACCAGAGUUUAAACUUCCAUUAGGCAAUUUCCUGUCACUUGAAAUGUCAACAUCUGCUAACUUUUGGAUAUCCUUUUGGUUACACCAAAGAAAAAGUUAUGGCUAUUUUUUUUUUCCUUUGAACUGCCUACAGUAUCAUGUCCUAAUUCAGAAAGAUUUAUCAAAAUCUAUUAUAUAUUAUCUUACUUUGAAGAAAAUGCUGAAUAGCUCUUGUUAGUCAAAUAAACUGAUAAAAAUUGGUAGGGCCUGGCUAUUAGUUAGCCCUGGGAAAUGAAUUUUCAGAUUAAAAAGUUUUUUUUUGCAUCAUUUGGUUUGUGCGUUUUUAUAUUUGUUUAUAAAUAAUUGAGUUGCUAAUUAUCUUAUAAUCUUCUCCAGUCAGAUUUUCAACAAUUUUAGACAUGGGACACAAGUGUGCCAAGUCUUUAUUUUAAUGUAAUAAUCUCAUUACCCUUACCCUUACUCCCUUAACUUCCAUGUACUUAGACUUCAUUUGUUAAAUAAGCCAGAGGAUUGUCAUCUUCAUUAGAAGGACCUAGGAUGAUAAUGUGGAGACUGUUGGUCUGAAUCUAGUGCAACUACCACCUGCCAGCUUUUGGGGGGUAUGAAAAUAUCUAAAAGUUGGACUGCACGGGUCAAGUCAUUAUGAGACUUAUAAACUAAAACUUUAGAUACCCAUUUAGAAAUGUCUUGGAGGCAAAAACAAACCUAAAGAAUGAAGACUCUUUCCCUUCUCUGAAAAAAAAGCAAAACACUGCUCUUCACACAACCAGAAAUCAAGACCAGAGAUUUGGAGCAAUUGUCUACUAAUUUGGCACAAAGAUCGUUUGUUCUUUAGAAAACUGGCAUUGGCUUUUGAAUAUGAAAUCUUCUCAUAGCUGCCUAAAAAAGACUAGAAUGUAUAUGGAUAUCAGAAACCUUUAAUACAUAAUUUAUGCAAAGAUAAAACAACAUAACACUAAUUAUAAAACUAUUUUUAGAUCCCCAUUUUUAAUGAAAAAUACACAUUUGUAUUUAAUUUGCUUUGAAUAAAAUAAUUGUAAAGUAAA
Piliocolobus tephrosceles (Ugandan red Colobus) is the source of this 7529-nucleotide messenger RNA. RefSeq names its product NHS like 1 (gene NHSL1). Lineage: Eukaryota; Metazoa; Chordata; Mammalia; Primates; Cercopithecidae. The record is from RefSeq and is a predicted model, not a curated record. Gene Ontology annotation, biological process: cell differentiation. The coding region runs from base 665 to 5494 and encodes 1609 amino acids. The transcript is spliced from 7 exons.